GGGUGCUGUCAAGGUAAGGAUGUGGGCACGAUAAGUUCAACCUGGCAUCAAACUGUGGGCUUUUUUCUUGCUGCUUCUGGGCGCUCCCCACUGAAGGCACGGCCGGAUGCCCGCCAUAAGCGCAGCGCUGCCUGUGGUAGUUGCGCACGCGUCGGGCGCAUGCGCGGCAGCGCGUGCUGAGCUGAGACGGGGCGGCCAUGGCGCUGCGGGGUCCUCGUUGCCCCGCAGCUCACUGAGGUGCUAUAAGUCUGAAGGAAGACCUGAGCCUGCUAAGCAGACACUUAGGAAGCCGAAGUUACCAGUGGGCCGAUUUGAUGAACCGGAGGAGUCGAGUGUAGAGAGGGAACCGCUGGAAAAAUUCCCUGAUGGAAUCAAUCCUGCUACAAAAGAGAGAGGUGGACCGAAGGGCCCUGAACCUACUCGUUUCGGAGACUGGGAGAGGAAGGGACGUUGUAUAGACUUCUAAUGUGCAACUGAAUCCAUAUUGCUGAUGAUAUAUUUCUAGCUCUUGAAGAGCAUGUAUAGAAUAAUCUGAGCUAGAUCUGUUGGGAAUGUUCUUGUUUCUAUCAGGCUCGUGAUGAAUUCUCUGGGAUGCUUUAUGUAAAUAAACAUGAUACUACAACUUG
Coturnix japonica (Japanese quail) is the source of this 626-nucleotide messenger RNA. RefSeq names its product succinate dehydrogenase complex assembly factor 4 (gene SDHAF4). NCBI's taxonomy places the organism in Eukaryota, Metazoa, Chordata, Aves, Galliformes, Phasianidae. Gene Ontology annotation, biological process: mitochondrial respiratory chain complex II assembly. The record is from RefSeq and is a predicted model, not a curated record. Gene Ontology annotation, cellular component: mitochondrion.